GAUAAACGCAAACGAUUUACCCGCAGUUGCAAAACUGGCCGAAAGAGGGGCAGUACUACAUAACUAAUGUUUGCUGCUUGUAAAUUAUGCAGUUUUUAUUCUUUAUAUUGUCAUAACCUGCAUUCAGGGUUACUUUAUCAACCGCAAUUUGAGAGGCUAAUUACUUAACUUCCCAAAGCGAAUGGAUUAGUGCUAGCAGUUCUGGAGUUCUGAUAACCAUAAUUACCGAGUUACCGGAGUUACCAUAAUUACCGAUAAAGUGUUGCGGGUUGCAUAUACGAGCAAAGCUAACAGCUUUAAAAUGGCUAAUAUGCCGGCUGUUAUCGCGUUGUUCUGGAUGUCAUGGAUUUGUCAGCUGAUAUCCAGAUGUUAUUGUUUCAAUAUGGACGCAGCUUUUCCCUUGCGCAUACCGGUGCCGAACGGAUUAACGGGAUCAUCAUCUUUCGGAUUUUCUUCGGGCUUUUAUUUCCAUAAACGGAAUCAGGCACCCACCGAUGACCUACUGGCGGGAAAUCGAGGGUUGCUGGUUGGUGCUCCUACAGCGACUGACCUUAGCAAUACAGCGACAGUGCGGCCAGGUCUUGUGUUUUUCUGCCGCAUUGACUCAUUUGAUCGUCCUAAGCGUUGCCAGCAAUUAACUGUGGACAACGACAGUACACCACAAGUAGCUGCCGUCGGAUCCUAUCCUUACCGAGACAACAGUCUACUUGGAUUUACAAUCGCGAUACAGGAUGCCCAACCCUUCGAUGCAAUGGCUUGUGCUCCUUUGUGGACCAACGGAACCUUUUUGCCAAAUAGCAGAAACACCCAACCGUUUUAUGCACCAUCCGGCAUGUGCUAUCGUGUACCGAAAGAUAGCACAUCAGAAAUUCCAUCUAUUCAAUGGCAGAAAUUGCGCUUUCCCACAGGCAAUUCCACACGGUUUAUCCCUGGAUCAACAUCCACAACGCAUCUGUACUCAUUUUCUCAUACCGGGUUUACGGCGGAAUACGACACCGGCAAUUCGGUAAUUCUGGGCGCUCCAGGAUAUUUGGACGGUACCGGCACAGUUGCCCAUGUCAGUCUGACGGGUGGGAUGGGCGUGCGCAAUGCUGCACCCUCGCUAUUGAGCAGUGACCCUGUGCAGAGCGAAAUCGGACGCGAACAGCGCGGCUACCUGGGUUAUGCGGUGGCUUCCGGUAUGCUCUUCAACGACAACACCCGCUACUAUGCUUCCGGCAUGCCACAGGCGCGGUCGGCGGGCAUCGUGGUGGUGUACAGGCCACUGACGCGCAGUACACGCUUGCAAAGAUCCAAUGUUCUGGAUAUAAAAUUCUUCCUCAAAGGCAAUCAACUGUUUGAAGGUUUUGGCCAAUCGGUGCUAAUGAUCGAUAUCAAUAAAGAUAAACGCCUGGAUUUCAUUGUUGGCGCUCCCAAUGCGUACGAUUCCAGCGGAGAAGUCGAUCAGGGUGUUGUUUACAUAUUUCUCAAUCCCGGAGACGCAUGGAAAAGCGCGAAACCAAAGCAGUAUUUCAAUACCUCUAUAGUUUUGACUGGACUGGAUGGCCGGGGAGCUCGAUUUGGUGUCAGUUUAGUUGCUUUAGUAGAUAUCAACAAUGACGGUUUUAACGAUUUUGCUGUUGGGUCUCCCUUCGGCGAUGGUGGUGGAUCGGUAUAUGUUUAUUAUGGAGAUGUGAAUGGGAUAAAUCCGAAACUUACCCAGCGUAUACGGUCGUCGGGAAACAACCGUGGCUUUAGUUGGUCGUUAUCGUCUGCGAACGGAAAGCAGAGCGCUUUUGGACGUACCGGUGGAUACCUUGCUGUCGGCGAUUUCAUGAACGAAAACGUGCAAGUUUUCAGAACCCAUUCCGUGGCCAACUGGACAUUCUCCCUGUCUAUAAAUGAAACCAAACUGUCUUUAAACGCACCCGGCGAUCGCUACCUCUUGGCCACAGUAUGCAUCCAGACCAACUGGACUUUGCUGACCCCCGCACGUACUAGCAGAAACUACAUCCUGAAAGGUCGAUUGGAGCUCGACCGCAAUCUCCCAGAUUCCUUACUGAUCCAGCCGCGAGCGAUCUUCCAGUCCUCGCGUUCCACAGUUGCCAAUGUGUCCAUUCCGUUUCAGUAUCGCAUUGGGGUCAAGUCCGUAUCGGAGUGUCAUUAUGGGUCCAGCAUCACCGUUUUAGACCCUUCUUCUUGGCCGUAUGAAAUCGGGCGUGUUCCAAUGUCUUUCCAUUUCCGUCUGGAUGAAUUUUCUACGAACGAGCCACAAAAGUACUGCGAAGACUGUGUUACGGUAUCACCGGAUUCAGUUACCAAUGCCAGUAAUUCGGUGACGUUCUCGUGGUGCGAUGAACCGUCGGGAAAUUGUCGCCCGGUCAUCGCUUUGUCCACGAUGGAUAGUUCAGUAAAUAUCAGCGUUAAAACGAAUGACACUUUUGCGCUGCGUUACGAUAUUUUCAACGAGGCGACGUCGUACAUUGUGCGUUCACCAAUGUUGGAAUUAACGCUGCCUUUCGGUGUUGCAUUCGACCGAUUGGAAGUAAAGAGUUCCAGUGAUUCUUUUGAAAUGAAAAUGGACUGUAAGGAUCGAUUUGCAGCAUCUUCCGACAACAUAACCGGGUCUCACCACGUCAUGUGCCGGACCGUUAAUAUGGGCAGCGUCAUAUAUCCGGAUCAGCAAAUUACCAUGACGGCCAUCUUUACAACCGCUCGAAUGAAUCUGGCGUUGGAUGAAAUGCCUGGUGCAAAUCCGAAUAUUGUGGCAUCUUUCGGACAUCGGUAUCUGCAGAAUGGAACGGAGGAAAUUAUCUGGGAACCAUCGGUUUCAACUUCUUUGAUAGUGAUGACAACUUUGCGUCUUUCCGCAAACAAUGCGAAAACAACCUUAGAAAUCAAACCGGACGCCCACGACAAUGUUAUCAGCAAUUCAGUGGAAACGAAGUUUAAUUUAAGCUUUGAGGUCAUCAAUAUGGGACCAGGCAUUCUGCCAGAUAAAAAGGCUCGCGUUACGAUUAAUAUUCCGAUAACGUACCAAAAUGUCUCAGUUUCCCGAUUGACAUUUUUGCAGAUUGAUAAUGAAACCGGACAUUUUCCUUGUUUAACAAACAGCGAUAAAAAUACCAGCACUACGACUCCAACGAAGGGUUUGAGUGAUUUAUCCAUUUCGUACACCGCAACCGAACUGAAUGAAAAACCAAUAAGAAAAGCCACCUUUAAAAUGGACUGCCUGGAUGAAUUUACAAGCUGCCAUCAGUAUACCUGCUAUUUACCCACCAUCGGCAGAAACGAGAAGGUCAAUAUUACGGCCGGUUUGGAGAUUUCCAGAGAAUCGUUUACUGUUGAAGAUAAUCGUCAAACGCUUUUCGAAAUUCUUGUAUCUUCAUCUGUCAUAUUAUACCAUGACGUCAGUUCCGAGGAAGUGCAUUUUCACAUUGCUGACGAAAAAUCCUUGAAUGCUCUGGCAUCCGUGAGGAUCAAAACUUUGUUCACGUUCUCAGGAUUGCCGUGGUAUAUUAUAUUAGCAGCUGGGGCUGGCAGCUUUGUUGUCCUUGUGCUGAUCGCUGUGAUACUCGUAAAGUCAGGAUUCUUCCGGCGAAAACCCUUGGUUUUGGAAGAGCCGAUAUACGAAGAACAUGUCAUCUUCGACAACGACGAUAUACUUGAUGUGGAUAAAUCAACGAGCAGCUUAGUACCAGUUGAAAAACCUGUAAAAGUGUUACCGGAAACCAAUGCCGGCAAUCGCUCAAGCCUUUUAUAGUUCUUUCUCUUUUAGAUUCUCUGCUUUCCUUGUAACAUGCAGUCAGUUAUCUAGUCUGUUUUUAUACUGUCUCGCAUUUUGUAGCAGCUUUGUUAUAUUGUUAUUUUUCAGUCAUAUGUUACUAAGCUGGUUGGGGACGAAGCAUUACUUAACUUUUGAAAAGCAGGAGAUUUUUGUAAUCCUUAAAAUUUAUUUGUUAUAUUUACAGUGCACUCCCACAGAAAGCCAACCGUGGUGACUCUGAAAAUGAAUAGAGCUGAUCGGAGUAUUUAAUUUUAGUGAAUUUGGUCAUGAUUGACUUGAUCAGAUCCCUAAUAAGGACAACUGCAUAUA
Molecule: messenger RNA, 4075 nt
Organism: Paramacrobiotus metropolitanus
Lineage: Eukaryota; Metazoa; Tardigrada; Eutardigrada; Parachela; Macrobiotidae
Product: integrin alpha-4-like
Exons: 15
Coding region: 302-3742 (1146 amino acids)
Biological process (GO): cell-cell adhesion; cell-matrix adhesion; cell adhesion mediated by integrin
Cellular component (GO): external side of plasma membrane; integrin complex
Molecular function (GO): integrin binding
Source: RefSeq, a predicted model, not a curated record